Exophiala mesophila is the source of this 1444-nucleotide messenger RNA. RefSeq lists its product as uncharacterized. Gene Ontology annotation, molecular function: RNA 7-methylguanosine cap binding; translation initiation factor activity. Gene Ontology annotation, biological process: translational initiation. The record is from RefSeq and is a predicted model, not a curated record. Gene Ontology annotation, cellular component: cytoplasm; eukaryotic translation initiation factor 4F complex. Bases 209 to 889 code for a protein of 226 amino acids. The transcript is spliced from 3 exons. NCBI's taxonomy places the organism in Eukaryota, Fungi, Ascomycota, Eurotiomycetes, Chaetothyriales, Herpotrichiellaceae.
UCUUGAUCUCAACAUCACCGCUCUUCAUCUCUUUUCCCUGCACACGCCUCGUGUCACAUCAAUCACAUCGACCGAGUCGCAUCUCUUCGACUGUUCAUACAGUCUACCAAUUUCCCUGAAGCCUUGUGACCAUUAGUUGUCGUGCUCAGUCAAUUCCUCCCUCACCCUUCUGCUAUAAGACCUACCAUUCCCGCAACACUCUUUCACGAUGGCCGAAGUCGAGUUACCCCAGCCUGUCCCUGGACCAGUCUCCAACGAAAACGCCGCACCUGCAUCUUCGGACGAGAUCAAGACAGUAUUCCACGACGUAAACAAUUUUAACGUCAAGCAUCCUUUGUUGAACACCUGGAGUUUAUGGUUCACAAAGCCCCCCUCUUCGAAGGGCGACAAUUGGAACGACCUCCUCAAAGAAGUUAUUUCCUUCGACUCGGUGGAGGAGUUUUGGGGUGUCUACAAUAACAUCACCGCGUGCUCUGACCUAGGCCUCAAGUCGGAUUAUCAUCUCUUCAAGAAGGGGGUCCGACCUGAGUGGGAAGACCCUCAGAACAAGCACGGUGGCAAAUGGUCGUAUCAAUACAAGGAUAAGAAGCUGAUCAACAUUGAUGAACUCUGGCUUCAUACCCAGCUGGCGGCUAUCGGCGAGACCUUGGAAGAUGAGGGUGAUAAUGAAAUCAUGGGAGUUGUCGUCAACGUCAGGAAAGGGUUCUAUCGUAUUGGGCUUUGGACUCGUACGACAGGCAAAGCUAGUGGUCGAGACACCCUGUUGAAGAUUGGACAGAGAUUCAAAGAGAUCUUGCAACUUCCAGCCAGCGAACAACUCGAAUUCAGCGGUCACACUGACGCAGCUCACGCCGGCAGCACUCGGGCAAAGGCCAAGUACACAGUCUAGCAUGGGACCAACUGUAUCUCAUCAAAGGGCACAUUCGGUUAUGGCGGUAUCAAUAUGGGUGAAAGUUACCAUGGCAUUGUGCUGGGCACAAUAUCUCUCGCGGCGUUAUCUCAGGGGCAUCGACACAGUUUCCGCUGGGAAUACGAUACCCGGAAGUUUUGAUGAUUCUGCAUAGCGAUAGGUCGGGUACAAGUCAGCCAAAAUAUGAGUUUGUGAUCUCUAUUGACUCGUCCUGCGGUCCGUACUUGAGGAAGGUCGCCGGGCAGUGUGACCACUUUGCCGCGUCGUUGAAGGACGUCAAACUUGAUAUGACAAAUGACAGAUGGCUGUGCACAUGCUUUUUCUGAGAUAUCGUGUCCCCCAUCAGGCUCUUGAGCCGCAUCAGGCGAGAUAUGAGGUUGAGACACGAGAGGCUUUUCCGAGGAUCAGCAUUGUCAGCAUUGCCAUGUCCUUACAUUCCGCUAGAAGGGGGCUUUCCCAGCGCAGUAGCGUGGGCUGUCCCGAAUCGGGUCCAUUCCAAGACCGCUUAUACCUUGCUAUCCUACGCGUUUGUGG